UACGCCCAGAAACUUCUCUAACCGCAUCUUCCUCUGUUCAGACAAAGACGAGUUGUGCUUUUCUUCGUGUCUGUGUUCAGUUCAGCCUUUCAGCGGCGUGCGUGUCGGUAAAAUAGACCGUCUGAUCUGUUUGUUGGGUGUUUCUCUUUAAUUCUGCGGCAUCUCUCUCGCUGUAUGCGGGCCUGGUGCUGUGGAGGAGGGCGGGCCGUGAGCACAAUGAGCACAUUUCGGACUGUAAACUACUGAUGCGACGUAUGCGCAGGAUGGACUUGGGAUGAUUUCUGCACGCAGCUGGCCUAACUUGGUUUGCAUUGAUUGGAUUUGGGAAUGGCAUGCAGAGCUUCAAGUUCAACAUAGGCCCGGUGUGCUGCCUGGAAACUGACCUCGGGUAAACCCCUCAGAGGCUCGGCGGACUUUGGAGAUAUUCUGCAGAGGUAUUUUUUUUUGCGCAGCGCGGGGAGUCUGGCGCAACGUGAAGGGGAUGAUCCCCCCCCCCCCCCCCUCCAAUCAACUGAUGAGACACGCGACUGAGUGAAGCCACGAUUAUUAAGGGACACACAGAUAACUACUGCGCCCCCCGUCUCGCGGUGCAAGAUGAUGUCACUGAUAGAUCUGGACGAUGAUCAGCGAUGGGUGCCCACUCACGUCAAUGUCACCGUCCUCCGCGCGAGAGGACUGCGAACCAAGGGCAAGCACGGCAGCCGCUACCUCUACACCAUCAUCCAGGUGGGGAAGGAGAAGUACACCACCGGGCUGGUGGAGAAGGCGGCGGUGCCGGAGUGGAACGAGGAGUGCUGCUUCGAGCUGCUCCCCGGCAUCCUGGAGGACGGCGGACGGAGCGCCCAUCCCCCGGGGAGCGGAGAUCUGGUCCUUACGGUUAUGCACCGGGUGCUCAUAGGACUUGACGUGUUUCUCGGUCAAACCAUCAUCCCUCUUGAUAAGAUAUUUCAUGACGGAAUGUGUCCAAGAGACGAAUGGUUCAAGCUAAACUCUAAAGCAGGAAGAAAGGAAAAGGAACGUGGUGAACUUCAGGUGACCGUCCAGUUCACACGCAACAACAUGACAGCCAGUAUGUUCGACCUCACCAUGAAGGACAAACCGCGCUCUGCUUUUGGCAAGCUCAAGGAUCGUGUCACAGGGAGGAAGAGGGGGGAUUUGGAGUCUUCCUCGGCCAUUGUGCCCGGUCGCUAUGCCGCCCUGUCGGGAUCCCUCGGGCAGCCGUUUGGAGAGGAGAGCGCAGGGGUGGUAGAGUCACGAGAUGUGGAGAUAGCAGAGGAGAAGAAGAGUAAGGUGAAAGAUUUUUUCAAAGGAAGGCUACGCAAGUCGUCUGACACCAGGUCAUGCUCAUCGCUGGCUUCAGAGAGCAGUGUCUCCUCCAUUGCCAGUGAUAACCCCGGCCCUCCACCCAGUCUGCUAUCAGAUCCUCCUAGCUCCCCCAUCUACACAAGCAAAGUGAGAGUGGACACCCACUAUGGAGAGGCAGAUUUGGCUAAAAAAGUGCUCACCAGCCAGCACACCACAAAGGUUCUGACACACAAGCGAGCCUUCAGCGAUGAAGCUAGCAAGAUCACAACAGCCUUCCCUCGAGCAAAUAUUACAGUGGAGUCUCUUAAGGGUCAGACCAUGACUCAGUCCAAGUCUUCCUUGUGUAUAAAUGGAAGUCACGUCUAUGACUCCGAGCCAUCAACUCCAAGGAGCUCAAGCACCCUCCCGUCCAAGCUGGUCCUGCUGGAGAAAUGCUCCCCGCUCUCUCGUUCUCUGCAGAACCUCACCAAGCGAAGUGAAGAGAAAGCUUCCUUCGCAGAGGGUCGACGCUGGUCCUUUGACAAGAUGAAGAAAGAUGAAAAGGAGGAGGAAAAGGAUGCUCAGGUGUCAUCUUCCCCAAUUCAGGAAGGUCAGACAGGGGGUCACCCUGUGCAGGCAGCGAUGCCGAUCCUCUCCUCUGCUGCCGAUUCAUCUGACAAAGGGAGGAAGCUAAGAAAGACGUUAUUCUCUGGAGGGAGGAGUGAUUCUCUCCCGGCUAAGUCGGAACUCACCCAGGCUGGUGCGACAUCUGAAGGAAGGCUCAGAGGCUGGUUUGGCUCCGGUGACUCCCAGAACAAACCAAGGCUGGAAGUUUCUCCUAAGGUAGAAAGCAGCUCAGAUGUAUCCCCUCCCCUCCCUCCUCGCUCCCCUGUACCCCCUCAGUGUUCCUCUCCUUCUGCCUCCACCGGUCAUGUCUCACCCAAUGACGGGAAUCACACUAAUCCCAUCACGCCCUCUUCCUCUCCCUCCUCAACACCCAUCUCCCCCUCCAACCCUUUCCUCCCACGUUUGCAGCGAAACCCCUUUUUUGAGGAGCUCAUAGCUGAAGAGUCGCAGAGGUCGCCUCCUUUUGCGCCUUGCUCCUCUUCUGGCUCAUCCCCGUUUCAUUACACUACUCUGCCCUCGCAACACUGCACUCCCAGCCCUGCUCACAAUGUUAAUGCUACGAAUAUGGCUUCCAUAAAGCGGGAGCGCCCCAGGCCAGUAGCUAGGCAGAUAUCCCUCCCUGUGUUAUUACCCAAAGAGGCACCACAGAACUCCCCCAACCACUCUGCUCCUCCCUCCAUGUCGGAGAGUGCAGGCGAAUGGGAGGACUCCUUUGAUGCUUUUGCCUCUAGCAGACUCAACUCACCUAAAGGAAGUCUUUCUCAGAGGCAACAGAGAACGAGCCCAACGUCCCCCCAUAGACAUGGUUAUCUUCCAGUUAACAACAACACCAAUAAUCACGCACAAGAGCUGCGAACAUGUGAAGAGGAGCCUCCACCUUUGCCUCCAAGGAGACUUUUAAGGACUUCAGUGAAUGAGAUAUACUCUGAUGGUUGGCUGCAUAGAGGUCAAGAGCUAGCUGUCCAUAAAGAAGCCUGCCUCCUCUCACAGACCGGUGCAGCGUCAUUACGUGGAAGAGAAGGAGAAUGCAAAAGAAACACACCGAGUGUAUCACCAGACCCUCACAAUGGCAGCGAGACCUCUGAUUCCCUCAGUGCUCAGUCUCAACCAUACACAAACGUUACUUCACCGAGUUGUUUGUCCGAAGAAAAACUGAAAAAGUUCAAGUAUGAACCUCUGGAAGAUGAGACUGACUGCUGGGGAGGGAUGCUGUUUGAGCAAGACUUAUAUGGGCGUAUAUGCAGAGGAAACUAUGGACAGCCCAAAGUAAACAAUCAUCAUUUAUCAUUGAACACUGAGGAGACUGCUGGGAAUAAGACCGCAUGUCAGAACUCAGGACCAAAAAUGCUUCUUGAUAGUGAGAUGACUGUUGCUGACCUUUUGAAGAUAUCUGCUACUCCCCCUCAGUCAGGUAUUACUGCCAUUCCAGUAGAGGAGAAAGAUUCCUCUACCAUUAAUCCAGCUGAAACCACAUGCAUAAACAAUAACAUGUCUUUCUCACUGACCUUAGGAGAUCUGAACAUGAAUGUGAAUCAUUCCGAUUUUGGUUUCAUUGAUUCUGAUGGAUCCACUCCAUCAGAGGUAACUGAUACUCUCAAAGGCCUCAACAGCUUAGUGACACAAGAUUCACAGAUAGCCGUUUCCCACCAGGAGAUGGUGACCUCACCCGAGGAUAUGUUCACUUUAAAGGACACCUACAUACCGGAGAUGAACUCUUCCUUUGAAAUAACUGCAUCGUCCAAUAAACUGUGCAAAGUCUCUCCAGUUUGCCAAAACAAUUGCCAGGAUUGUCGAUGUGAGCUGGCAUCGAAUGGUAACUCCAGGGUAAGCAGCAGCGAGAUUGCUGCUUUGUCGUCACAAAAUCAAACAUCUAAUCCACCUGAAGAUAAAACAAGAAAUGUUGAUGAUUUUAAAAAGACAAAAAAUGACUGCGAUGAUAACGGAAACCCACAAGCUAAGCUAGCCACACUUAACCAGGCAGAGUCAUUUUCAGGGGUGGUUAGUGCACGUUUUAGACCAAAAGGAGUGUCCAGAGCAAACAGCAGUGGCAGUCUCACAAGCCAAAACAAAAGUGGAGACAGAGAGUUUGAACAGUUGUUGUCCCUUGUUCAAAAUAUUUCAGAAGCCAGUGAAGGACCAUUGACUUAUCAGCCCACUAAAUCAGCUCUUUCUUCCUUACUGGCAUUAGAUAAACAGGCAGAUUCUCUUGUAGACAGCACAGACAAAGAUCAAAACUAUCACAAUGAGCUGAAUACAAUAUCACAAAUAUGUUCAAAAGAUGACACAUCGUUACUUCUAGCGGAAGGAAAACCCUCUGCGAUCAGUUUUGAAGACCUUCAUGCAAAGGUAGCCCCGAACCUGAGAACCCCUUCAAAGUCAAAGAUUGGGCAAUCUUUGCAAGAGCCUGAACCCUCUUCUCCCAUCCCCUCUGCACUGCCCCCGUCAGCUGAUGCACAGGCUAAGCUCCACCCUACCCCUGUCUGUUGCCCCUCCAUACAUCCCUCAAGCAUGGGGCCGCCCAGUGCUGGAGCCAGUACUUCUCUGGCCGUGGCCCCCUACACCUCCUCCUCUUCCUCCUACUCUACCACCUCCACCACUGACCAGCCCCUGGUCGAUGCACGGCACUCACUUUUGCCUGAGGAGACACAGCCAGCUAGCAACCUGCCCCAUCAGGAGAGCAGACCCCAUCCAGUGAAGCCAUUAACCUCAAGCCAAUCAGAAAAGAAGGAGGGUCGUUCAGUUCUGGAGAAACUCAAGUCUACCAUCCACCCUGGACGCAUCGCCCACCAGGCUGUAGCUGAACCUGAGAAAAGUCAGGAGGUGACAGUGGACCACUCUGCCCAGUACCAGCACCUGACCAACAUGGAGCUGAUCUCCCUGCUGCUGCAGCAGGAGAUGGACAUGCAGAAGCAGCAGGCGGCCUCCGAGCAGCAGGGGGCACAGCUGGGGAAAUGUGAAGCCGAGCUGAAAAAGGUCAAGGCGCAAGUUCGAGACCUAGAGGACUACAUUGAUAAUCUUUUGCUGCGGAUCAUGGAGCAGACACCCACGCUGCUUCAAGUGCGCUCUAGACAUAAGUGACAACAGUACCAGGGUGUGUACGGUGUACUGCACAUGAUGUAUGAUCAGUGACCUCUAGUAUAGUGUUUCCUCGAUUAGUUGUAAAUGUGAGCGUAGGUGAUAAACAGGGUAAUUAUUUAAGAUUGGGAAUCACUCUAGAGGCAGGUGCAAUAAAGUCAAACAAGUGCUCCACAAAACUGGAUCUCACAACCAUCCAGGUCUUCUCACUGCUAAUACUGCCCUGUUGAUGUAUACACAAAUUUACCCAACAUGCAUGCUGGUCCCAAUUUGGCACGAAUGAAAAACAACAAGAAGUACAAAGAGAGAAGCUUUCAUCAAAGCAGAUGCAAAUGAUUAUUUUAGCUGUGCUUACUAGAAUAAUUUAAGAUAGUCAGCUGCUGUCAAUUUAAAAUUUAAACUCAUUGCUUUUUACAUAAAAUGCAUAAAAUAAAAUAGAGACUAGAGAAAACACUUUUUUGGGAAGAACAGAAGAAGACAUAAGAUCGAAAUGAGAAAUAAGAUCUCAAGUAACCUUUAAAAUGCAACAUUGGAAUUAGAGCUGUUGAAGUGUAACAAACCAACAUUUUUUCACAAUAUUUUCAAACGGUUUAUCUCAAACAGCUCCAUGAAAUGUCAAGUGCACAAAGGUUAACUUGAGCUAUUUUGAAAAAGUGUUUAAGAAAUGCUACAAAAUAUAGCAACACGUCCUAAAAUGCUGCUGUGCAAUGUGAAAACUAUAAAAAGAAGACGUUUCUGCAUUAAUGUUGCUGGAUGAUAAGCAAAAGAACAAUAUUCAUGUCUCUGCCAGAAAAGAUUUAAGAGGAUGAAGACUUACUGUUUGCAUUUUUUUUUUCUUUUCUUUUCUGUUUUGUUUUUAUUUUUUAUUUUACAAAAUACUGCGUUCAUUAAAUGCUCUCUUCUAAUUACAGGCUAAGCCAAUGAGAAUGUUUUAGUAUAUUUUUAUGUUUUGUUGUCCGUUAUGCAAUGUUUUGUUGAAAUAGCAACCUGCUACUGUAGGAAUAAAGCCCUGAUGCAGUAAAUAAGACUAUAAUAAGUUAUUUCUAUAAAAUACUUUUGUCAUGAUAAUAUAUUCUCUAAUGCCGCACUAGUACCACUGUAGCUACUUGCAAUGCUUUACAUGACCGCAGAACUGUACUGUAAUAAAAUAAAGUGCACAUGA
Messenger RNA from Thunnus maccoyii (southern bluefin tuna), 6148 nucleotides. It is a transcript of the gene rab11fip5b, whose product is annotated as rab11 family-interacting protein 1. Gene Ontology annotation, biological process: regulated exocytosis. The record is from RefSeq and is a predicted model, not a curated record. The transcript has 6 exons. NCBI's taxonomy places the organism in Eukaryota, Metazoa, Chordata, Actinopteri, Scombriformes, Scombridae. Bases 595 to 4989 code for a protein of 1464 amino acids. Gene Ontology annotation, molecular function: small GTPase binding. Gene Ontology annotation, cellular component: secretory granule; mitochondrion; phagocytic vesicle.